UCCAAACUGGAUCAGGUGAUCACCUAUAGCCACAAGGGUUUGCUGCUGACGGUCACUGCUUGCCAGUCAGCUGAGAGUUCGCCUUUGUACCGUGUGCCGUGAGUGUCUGUUUAUCCAUCCGCCCAACUAGCGGUAUUAACAUUAGGAGUCCAUUGCUCCUGGGAACUCGCAAAAUACACGGGCACCUCCACUGAUCUUCCCCCCUCUAUAUCUGCGGGGCUCUCUCUCUCUGCUCCCUCCCUCGAAGACACAUUAAACCUCCGACGACAAUGGCGCUGAGCGACGCUGAUGUGCAGAAACAGAUCAAGCAUAUGAUGGCCUUCAUUGAGCAGGAGGCCAAUGAAAAAGCGGAAGAAAUAGAUGCAAAGGCAGAAGAAGAGUUUAACAUUGAAAAGGGCCGUCUUGUACAGACCCAAAGAUUGAAGAUCAUGGAGUAUUAUGAAAAGAAGGAAAAGCAAAUUGAACAGCAGAAGAAAAUUCAAAUGUCCAAUUUGCUGAACCAGGCUAGGUUGAAGGUCCUCAAAGCCAGAGAUGAUCUGAUUUCGGAUCUGUUGAAUGAAGCCAGACAGAGACUGGGUAGAGUGACAAAAGAUCCUACGAGAUAUCAAACAUUGCUGGAUGGACUGAUACUGCAGGGCUUUUAUCAGCUGCUGGAACCUACAGUGAUUAUUCGAUGCCGCAAACAAGACACUACAGUAGUUAAGACCUCCAUCAACAAGAAUGUUCCCAUUUACAAGAACAGUGUGAGUAAGGAUAUUGAUGUUCACAUUGACCAGGAAAACUUUCUACCUGAAGACAUUGCUGGAGGUGUUGAGAUGUAUAAUUCUACUGGAAAAAUAAAGGUUUCUAAUACUUUGGAGAGUAGAUUGGACCUCAUUGCACAGCAGAUGAUGCCAGAAAUCCGAGUGGCUUUGUUUGGCGCCAAUCAAAACCGGAAGUUCUUGGACUAAAUGCUGUGCUUUAGACCUACUAUCCAGGCACACAGAAUAUAGUGAAAAGAUGUAAAAGUUACAGACCUAUAUUUAAAGAAAAAUAUCCAUUGUACUGCUCUUCUGUGUUGUUAAAUCUAAGUGUGUUUGAAACUGCUUCAUUUGGUAAGUUUCUGUACCUGUUGGCUAAGGGAAAUUGCUAAAAGGCAUUGGGAGAUCACUGGGUUUAUUGAGUAACCCCAGAUUAUUGGAGUCACAACAUCAGUUGUAUUUCUUUGUAUAUAUUAAUCUGUUCUCAAAUGUGAACAAAGCUUCAGUUACAUUUUGCUUUGGCAUCAAUCAUUGCAGAAGACAGGCAAUUUCCCAAAAUAUAGACCAGUAGUGAAAUCUGUAGAAAAUACGUUGCAUCCAGUGUUGCUGAUUUGUCAAUCUUGUACUAUUUAAUUAACUUGAAAUGGUCAUUUUGUGUUUCAGGUACUGUAUAUGUAUAAAUGGUUCUGAAAUAAACAUCACUUGCUGGAUCCUGAA
Molecule: messenger RNA, 1457 nt
Organism: Carcharodon carcharias (great white shark)
Lineage: Eukaryota; Metazoa; Chordata; Chondrichthyes; Lamniformes; Lamnidae
Product: V-type proton ATPase subunit E 1-like
Exons: 9
Coding region: 270-950 (226 amino acids)
Biological process (GO): proton transmembrane transport
Cellular component (GO): proton-transporting two-sector ATPase complex, catalytic domain
Molecular function (GO): proton-transporting ATPase activity, rotational mechanism
Source: RefSeq, a predicted model, not a curated record